AUGCGCCGGAUAGACUCCCUUAAUAUCGAGGCCGGAAAAGUUUCCACUUAUGAUGGGUUUCAUCGAGCAAAGCAUAGUUGGAAGACCACGUUGAGUUUAGCAAUACAAAGCGUGGGGGUUGUGUAUGGGGACAUUGGGACUUCUCCACUCUAUGUGUACUCGAGCACUUUCCCAAAUGGUAUUAAAGAAAAGGAUGACAUUCUAGGGGUGUUGUCUAUCAUCAUAUAUACCAUUUUCUUCGUGCCUAUGCUGAAGUAUGUCUUCAUCGUCUUGCAGGCGAAUGACAAUGGGGAAGGUGGAACAUUUGCAAUGUAUUCUUUGAUCUGCCGGCAUGCAAAAGUGAGCUUAAUUCCUAAUAACCAGCCAGAGGAUACGGAGCUAUCCAAUUACAAACUGGACACCCCCUCGAGCGAGUUGAAACGUUCCCAAGCGAUCAAGAAGAAGCUGGAGACAAGUAGACUUGCCCAGUAUGUUCUUUUUGUAAUCACCAUUACCGGAACGUCCAUGGUAAUCGGAGAUGGUGUUCUUACUCCAUGCAUUUCCGUUCUUUCAGCGGUGAGCGGAUUGCAGCAGAGCGGGAUCAAGUCACUAGACCAAAGUGCUAUUGUGUGGAUUUCAGUAGCAAUCUUGAUCCUUCUUUUUGUCGUUCAACAAUUUGGGACUGAUAAAGUGGGCUUCACAUUUGCUCCUAUAAUCUUGUUGUGGUUUUUGUUCUUGACUGGGAUUGGAAUUUACAACUUGAUCAAAUACGAUAUUACUGUAUUGAAAGCUUUCAAUCCAUGGUACAUCGUGAAAUAUUUCCAAAGAAAUGGAAAAGCUGCUUGGAUUUCCCUUGGGGGAGCAGUUCUCUGCAUCACCGGGACUGAAGCCAUGUUUGCUGAUCUGGGUCACUUCAGUGUGCGAGCAAUCCAAGUCAGUUUUACUUUUUUCACAUUUCCCACUAUACUCUUCGCGUAUCUUGGGCAAUCGGCAUACCUCACCAAGAACCCAGGAGAUGUGGCCACCACUUUCUACGCCUCAAUACCAAAACCUUUGUACUGGCCAACAUUCGUUGUAGCCGUACUUGCUGCCAUCAUUGCCAGCCAAGCUUUGAUUACCGGAACAUUCUCAAUCAUUGCACAGUCCUUAGGCAUGGGUUGCUUCCCUAGAGUCAAGAUUGUCCACACCUCUGAAAAGAACCAGGGCCAAGUCUAUAUUCCUGAGAUCAACUACAUGCUUAUGAUAGCCUGCGUGCUCAUCACCUUCUUUUUCAGAACCACUGAGCAAAUUGGCAAUGCUUAUGGAAUCGCGGUGGUCAGUGUUAUGUGUAUCACAACGUGUAUGAUCACCCUAAUCAUGUUAGUCAUAUGGAAGACCAGCAUCUUUCUGAUUGCCAUCUUCUUCCUGGUGUUCAUUUCAAUCGAAGGGAUUUACUUAUCUUCGGUCCUGUUCAAAUUCGUGGAAGGCGGUUACCUUCCUUUGUUCUUCGCUGCCGUUCUCAUGGUGAUUAUGGCAACUUGGCAUUACGUGCACAAACAAAGUUACAUGUUUGAGGUCAAGAACAAGGUCUCUACCGAAUACGUGAAGCAAUUGGCCUUAAACCCCGACGUACAUCGCAUCCCUGGAAUGGGGUUUUUGUAUUCGGAUCUCGUUCAAGGCGUUCCUCCCAUAUUUUCUCACUUUGUUUCCAACAUACCUUCAGUACACUCGGUUGUGGUUAUAGUGACCAUCAAGCCGCUCCCGGUGAGCAAAGUUCUACCGGAGGAGAGGUUUGUUUUUCGACAGUUGGAACCGAAGGAAUACAGAAUGUUCCGUUGCGUGGCUCGGUAUGGCUACAAUGACUUGGUAGAGGGACCGGGAGAGUUCGAGCAGAUGCUGGUGGACAAUCUGAAGGAGUUCAUUAGAAAUAAACAUGUGAUGAGCGAAGGGAAUUCGAAAAACAGUUAUGAGGAGGAAAUACAGUUCAUACAAGAGGCAAUGGACAAAGGGGUUGUGUAUCUGAUGGGAGAGGCACAAGUAGUGGCAGAAGAGAAGUCGAGUUGGUUCAAGAAAAUUGUGAUCAACUACUUCUACGAUUUCUUGAGGAAAAACUCGAGGCAAAGUGGCAAAAUCAUGUCAAUCCCACGAAGCAAGCUUCUUAUGGUUGGAAUGACCUAUGACAUAUAA
Fragaria vesca subsp. vesca is the source of this 2145-nucleotide messenger RNA. RefSeq names its product potassium transporter 5-like. NCBI's taxonomy places the organism in Eukaryota, Viridiplantae, Streptophyta, Magnoliopsida, Rosales, Rosaceae. Gene Ontology annotation, cellular component: membrane. Gene Ontology annotation, biological process: potassium ion transmembrane transport. Gene Ontology annotation, molecular function: potassium ion transmembrane transporter activity. The record is from RefSeq and is a predicted model, not a curated record. The coding region runs from base 1 to 2145 and encodes 714 amino acids. The transcript has 8 exons.